Messenger RNA from Ectocarpus siliculosus, 747 nucleotides. Lineage: Eukaryota; Phaeophyceae; Ectocarpales; Ectocarpaceae. The record is from the annotation of a GenBank genome assembly.
AUGGCAGGUCUCCUUUGUAGCAGGAGAGGGGUCGGGGGAGACGUGAAUCGGCUGGAGAGGGAGUACGACCAGCUCCGGGCGGGCGGCGGGGUGGGGGGGGUGGUGGACCUGUCGGAGGUUGCCAAGCGCAAGGUGGCGCCAGAGAGACGGCGAAGGGGCAUGUGGUCGCUCGCCGACCUGUGCGCCGAGGUGCUGGAGCUGGAGCUGAAAAAGCCGGCUUCUUUGAGGACCGGAAGCUGGGAGAAGCGCCCCCUCAGUGUUGACCAGCUUUUCUACGCCGCUGCGGAUGCGUACGCUGGCUUGCGGCUGUGGCAGACCAUGCACGAGAUGCCGGACUUGGUGCUGCAGAGGUCCGAUGCGAACGGACCCAGAGUCGAAGGCACCUCGGCGGCAGCAGGUAGCCCGAGGAGGUGUGACGUCAACGCUGCUGCUGCGGGUGGUGAGGGCAAGGGCCAGGCGCGGGGGGGUGUCGACGCGCAGCCGGCGCGGGGGGGGCAGGAGAUGGCGACUGCCUCCAGGAACGCUGAGACUACGACACGGCCGCGAUUGCCGUUGUCGAAGCUUGAGACGCACCGCCUUUGGCACGAGGACGGGCUGUCCGUGGAUGCCGUGGCGGAGGUGCGGUGCAACAAGGCCAACACGGUCCGGGGAUACCUUUCAGCUGAUCUCCCUAACGGAUUGAUCGUUGACAGACUGCAUCGAAGCUGGGCUUCCCUACGACUGGACACGAGUCGGCAUCGACGCUGA